This is a messenger RNA of Hibiscus syriacus, 690 nucleotides long. RefSeq lists its product as uncharacterized. The transcript has 3 exons. The coding region runs from base 1 to 618 and encodes 205 amino acids. The record is from RefSeq and is a predicted model, not a curated record. Lineage: Eukaryota; Viridiplantae; Streptophyta; Magnoliopsida; Malvales; Malvaceae.
AUGGAUAAAUCAAGAAUAAAUGGACUGAACUAUGGACAGAUAAUAGGAUUGUCUAAGUCAUGUGUUGUAGGUGCCAGGAUUCCGAUCUUAACAGAUACCAAUGAGCUGAGGAUUCCGACCUUAACAGUCGAUGAUUGGACGGAGCGUAAGCUCCGUAAUUACAUCGCCCACGAACGAUUCAUCUCGAGUGAUGAACCGGCUUACUUUUCUGAUUACGCUUUGUUCACGGAUAACCUCAUCAGCACAAGCAAGGAUGUGCAGUUACUCCGUAAGAAAGGAAUUAUUGAUAAUUGGUUAGGAGACGAUGAAUCAGUUGCGAAUAUGAUCAACAGGCUUCAGAACUCCGUUGUUAUGUCGGAUCACUUUUACUAUGCCGAGAUGUUUGAGAGGGUGAAUGAGCAUUGCCAGAAAAGAAGGCACAAAUGGAAGGCAGCACUGAACAAAAACUAUUUCAACUCUCCCUGGUCGCUCAUAUCGUUUCUUGCCGCCACUGUCGUUGUCCUGCUUGCUAUCGUACAAACUAUAUUUCCAGUUCUUUCUCAUUUGACGACCAAGAUUGAAGGCAAGCCUGUUCAAGUGAUGGAAUGGAUUUCUUCUGGUUUCCUGCUUCAUUGGUGACUUUUGUCUUUAAGCUCUCAUCUUUAUUCUCAAGUGGUGUUGUAUGGGAUUUUCUAGAUUGGUCAGAGUAUU